Molecule: messenger RNA, 2434 nt
Organism: Populus euphratica (Euphrates poplar)
Lineage: Eukaryota; Viridiplantae; Streptophyta; Magnoliopsida; Malpighiales; Salicaceae
Product: mitogen-activated protein kinase 9
Exons: 11
Coding region: 135-2102 (655 amino acids)
Biological process (GO): protein phosphorylation
Molecular function (GO): ATP binding; MAP kinase activity
Source: RefSeq, a predicted model, not a curated record
UCAAAACCGAAGUAGCGAAGCCACCAUGGGGUAAUGUGAAGCGCCGCCUGUCUCUCUUCCCUCUCAUCCGCACGCUUCGCCCCAUCCACACUCUACAUAAAUAAGAAUUAAAUAAACCCAAACACACCAUAUAUAUGCAACACACGAGAGAGAGAGAGAGAUUCCAUAGUAGUAGUAGAAUAGAUGGCAAGCCGAGAGGAACAAUAGAAAGAGAGAGGGAGAGGGCGAGGAAUGCUGGAAGUUGGUGGCUACAAACAAAAAGGGAAAUCAGGAAAACAUUUUAUAUGGGUGGGAGUGGAACGCUAGUGGACGGUAUUCGUCGAUGGUUUCAACGCCGAACGAACCAUAACAAUCGUGAUCACAUUAAUAAUUUUAACAAAGCUACUUCUUCUAAUGUUAGUAGUAGUGGUUGUCCACAAUCAUCGGUAAAUGUAAAGGAGGGAAUAAAGGGGACAGAGGAAGAGCAGCUGACUGUGAUUGAGGAUUUUGAUAUUUCUGAUCUUAAACUUAUUAGAGUUCCUAAACGUAUCCAUUUCCCUCUUGGUUCUACCAUGGAUCUUCAGAAGAAGGGCUCGGCAGAGGCAGAUUUCUUUACCGAGUAUGGAGAGGCUAGUCAAUACCAAGUACAAGAAGUCAUUGGAAAAGGUAGUUAUGGUGUUGUUGGCUCUGCAAUUGACUCUCAUACUGGAGAAAGGGUUGCAAUCAAGAAGAUUAAUGAUGUUUUUGAGCAUGUUUCUGAUGCCACACGUAUUCUGAGAGAAAUUAAACUCCUUCGGUUGCUUCGUCAUCCUGAUAUUGUAGAAAUAAAGCACAUUAUGCUUCCUCCUUCGCGUAGGGAAUUCAGAGAUAUCUAUGUUGUUUUUGAGUUGAUGGAAUCUGACCUUCACCAAGUAAUUAAGGCAAAUGAUGAUCUUACACCCGAGCAUUAUCAAUUUUUCUUGUACCAGCUUCUUCGUGGUCUUAAAUAUAUACAUUCAGCAAAUGUGUUUCAUCGAGAUUUAAAGCCAAAAAACAUUCUCGCUAAUGCUGACUGCAAAUUGAAGAUAUGCGAUUUUGGUCUUGCUAGAGUAUCUUUCAAUGAUGCCCCAUCAGCUAUUCUUUGGACAGACUAUGUAGCUACUAGAUGGUAUCGUGCUCCUGAACUCUGUGGCUCUUUUUUCUCCAAAUACACUCCUGCAAUUGAUAUUUGGAGCAUUGGAUGUAUAUUUGCUGAAAUGCUCACAGGAAAACCACUUUUUCCUGGUAAAAACGUGGUUCACCAGUUGGAUCUUAUGACUGAUUUGCUGGGCACUCCUCCUCCUGAAUCUCUUUCAAAGAUUCGGAAUGAAAAGGCAAGGAGGUAUCUUAGUAACAUGCGGAAGAAACCACCAGUUCCAUUCCCUCAUAAGUUUCCUAAUGUGGAUCCAUUGGCUCUUCGCCUACUGGAGGGCCUGCUUGCAUUUGAUCCUAAAGAUCGUCCGACAGCUGAAGAGGCUUUAGCAAAUCCUUACUUUAAUGGUUUGGCAAAUGUUGAGUGUGAGCCCUCCACUCAACCUAUUUCAAAAUUGGAGUUUGAGUUUGAGAGGAGGAAAAUAACAAAAGAUGAUGUAAGGGAACUGAUCUACCGAGAGAUAUUAGAGUAUCACCCGCAGAUGCUGAAGGAGUACCUUCGAGGUGGAGAGCAGACAAGCUUUAUGUACCCAAGUGGUGUUGAUCGAUUCAAACGACAAUUUGCACAUCUUGAGGAGCACUAUGGUAAAGGGGAAAGAAGCACUCCACUCCAAAGACAGCAUGCUUCCUUGCCUAGAGAGCGGGUUCCAGCUCCGAAGGAUGAGACAGCAGCUCAAAGCACUGAUAUUGAGAGGCGAACUGCACCUUCUGUUGCAAAAUCUCUUAAAAGUCCCCCAGGAUCGCAGCAAGCAGAUGGUUCAGAGGAUGCGACAGUUGCAGAACAAAAUGGAUCUAGCAAGCCAAACUACAGUAACCGAAGCCUAUUGAAGAGUUCCAGCAUCAGUGCCUCCAAAUGUGUGGUUGUGAAACCAAAAGGAGAUUCAGAAGAGAUGAUUAAAGAGGUCAGUGAUGAGGAUGUCAACGACUUGUCUCAGAAGGUUGCAACCUUGUAGAGAUUCAGGUGGCUGAAUCUGGCAACCUGCCCGUUUUCCAGCGCAGUGUGGAUAGUGGGUAAUUCACAGUGACCUACACGGAAGACCAGGUAGAAGCUAACUACAAUGGGACUACAUUGUUAUAGUUACCCCUCUAGAUUGCAGAGAAGAGAUGUGAUCUCUUGUAAAUGUAACUCCUUUCAUCUUUUGAUAAACCAAAAAAAAUGUACUGUAUUCUAUUUCUUAGUGUGAUUUGAUAAGAAAAGGGAUUUUGGUCUGAAGAAGACGUGGUCCUAUGAUAGCUGUGAUAUCUCUUAUGAUGUUAUUGACAUCAUCGUUACGCAUUUGAGUUA